CAUCCCAGCUAUAGGGACCCUCGAGCCUCGUCCCUCAGCUCGGACUCGCCGUACCGGCGCGAUGGCCUCGGAAGUGGUGUGCGGGCUCAUCUUCAGGCUGCUGCUCCCCAUCUGCCUGGCAGUAGCAUGUGCGUUCCGAUACAAUGGGCUCUCCUUUGUCUACCUUAUCUACCUCUUGCUCAUUCCUCUGUUCUCAGAACCAACAAAAGUGACCAUGCAAGGACACACGGGACGGUUAUUGAAGUCUCUGUGCUUCACCAGUCUUUCCUUCUUGUUGCUGCACAUCAUUUUCCACAUCACUUUGGCUAGCCUUGAAGCUCAACAUCGUAUUGCACCUGGUUACAACUGCUCAACCUGGGAAAAGACAUUUCGGCAGAUUGGCUUUGAAAGCUUAAAGGGAGCUGAUGCUGGCAAUGGGAUCCGAGUGUUUGUGCCUGAUAUCGGGAUGUUCAUCGCUAGUCUGACCAUCUGGCUUGUCUGUAGAAACAUUGUUCAGAAACCAGUUACAGAAGAAGCUGCACAAUAUAAUCUGGAGUUUGAAAAUGAAGAAUUGGCUGGAGGAGAAAAAAUAGAUUCAGAAGAGGCACUGAUUUAUGAAGAGGAUUUAGAUGGAGGAGAUGGUGCCGAAGGCGAGUUGGAAGAAAGUGCGAAAUUGAAGAUGUUCCGCAGGCUCGCCUCUGUAGCUUCCAAGCUUAAGGAGUUCAUUGGCAACAUGAUAACCACGGCGGGAAAAGUCGUCGUGACCAUCUUGUUGGGCUCCUCAGGUAUGAUGUUGCCAUCUUUGACCUCAUCUGUGUAUUUCUUUGUAUUUUUGGGUCUGUGCACCUGGUGGUCCUGGUGCCGGACAUUCGAUCCAUUGCUGUUCAGCUGCCUCUGUGUUCUGCUGGCUAUUUUCACUGCUGGACAUUUGAUUGGACUUUAUUUAUAUCAGUUCCAGUUCUUUCAAGAAGCAGUUCCACCCAAUGACUACUAUGCAAGGUUGUUUGGUAUCAAGUCAGUAAUUCAGACAGACUGUUCCAGCACUUGGAAGAUUAUAGUGAACCCGGACCUGUCGUGGCAUCACCACGCCAAUCCCAUCCUCCUGCUGGUGAUGUACUACACUCUGGCAACUUUGAUCCGCAUCUGGCUACAGGAGCCCCUUGUACAGGAAGAGAGGACCAAAGAUGAGGACAGAGCCCUGGCUUGUAGCCCCAUCCAGAUAACAGCCGAGAGGAGGCGAAGCCUGUGGUAUGCAACCCACUACCCAACCGACGAGAGAAAACUUUUAUCCAUGACCCAAGAUGACUACAAACCAUCUGAUGGCCUGCUGGUGACUGUAAAUGGCAACCCUGUGGAUUAUCACACCAUCCACCCCAGUCUGCCCAUGGAGAAUGGCCCUGCCAAAGGCGACCUGUACUCCACUCCCCAGUACCGGUGGGAGCACUCCGAGGAGUCCUCAGAAAAGAAAGAGGAAGAAGAGGAUGAGAAAGAAGAAUUUGAAGAGGAAAUGAGGAGUCAUGAGGAAAAAAGAAGUGUUAAAGUCCAUGCCAUGGUCUCUGUCUUCCAAUUUAUUAUGAAACAGAGUUACAUCUGUGCCCUUAUCGCUAUGAUGGCUUGGAGCAUCACCUACCACAGCUGGUUGACUUUUGUGCUGUUGAUCUGGUCAUGCACUCUCUGGAUGAUUCGUAACAGAAGAAAAUAUGCCAUGAUAAGCUCUCCCUUCAUGGUGGUUUAUGGAAAUCUAUUGCUGAUAUUGCAGUAUAUAUGGAGUUUUGAACUUCCUGAAAUUAAAAAGGUGCCAGGGUUUUUAGAAAAGAAAGAGCCAGGGGAACUUGCUUCAAAGAUUCUUUUCACUAUUACUUUUUGGCUACUGCUGAGACAGCACCUCACGGAGCAGAAAGCUCUCAGGGAAAAGGAAGCUCUUUUAGCUGAAGUCAAAAUUGGAAGUCAAGAAAACGAAGAAAAAGAUGAUGAACUUCAAGAUAUACAAGUGGAAGGUGAGCCCAAAGAGAAGGAAGAAGAAGAGGAACCAAAGGAAGAGAAGCAAGAGAGAAAGAGGGAAGAGGAAGAAGAAGAAAUAGAAGAAGAUGAUGAUCAGGACAUCAUGAAAGUGCUAGGCAACUUGGUGGUGGCCAUGUUCAUCAAGUAUUGGAUCUAUGUCUGUGGAGGCAUGUUUUUCUUCGUCAGCUUCGAGGGUAAAAUUGUAAUGUACAAAAUCAUCUACAUGGUGCUUUUCCUGUUCUGUGUGGCCUUGUAUCAGGUGCACUAUGAAUGGUGGAGAAGAAUCCUGAAAUACUUUUGGAUGUCAGUAGUUAUUUACACUAUGCUGGUGCUUAUUUUUAUUUAUACAUAUCAGUUUGAAAACUUCCCAGGCUUGUGGCAAAAUAUGACUGGAUUGAAAAAAGAAAAGCUUGAGGAUCUUGGCUUAAAGCAGUUUACUGUGGCCGAAUUAUUCACUCGCAUAUUCAUCCCAACCUCCUUCCUGCUAGUGUGCAUUUUACACCUUCACUAUUUCCACGACCGGUUCCUGGAACUCACAGACCUCAAUUCUAUUCCUAGCAAAGAAGACAACACCAUAUACAGGUUGGCCCACCCUGAGGGAAGCCUUCCAGACCUCACCAUGAUGAAUCUUAGUGCCAGCUUAGAAAAGCCAGAGGUGAAGAAGUUGACUGAGUCUGGGGAGAAGUCAGAGGGAUGCUCUGAAAAAGAUGAGAAUGGAGAACCUGGGAAAGACAGCGAGGAGUCCGAGGAGGAUGAAGAGGAAGAGGAGGAAUCAGAGGAGGAAGAAGAGACAUCAGAUUUAAGGAAUAAAUGGCAUCUGGUAAUAGACCGCCUCACUGUGCUCUUCUUAAAGUUCCUGGAGUAUUUUCACAAGCUGCAGGUGUUCAUGUGGUGGAUUUUGGAGCUGCAUAUCAUCAAAAUUGUUUCAUCAUACAUUAUCUGGGUUUCCGUGAAAGAGGUGUCUCUGUUCAACUAUGUAUUUUUGAUUUCUUGGGCUUUUGCUCUGCCAUAUGCCAAGUUGCGUCGUCUAGCUUCAAGUGUCUGCACUGUUUGGACGUGUGUGAUUAUCGUCUGCAAAAUGUUGUACCAGCUCCAAACCAUCAAGCCUGAGAACUUUUCUGUUAACUGUUCCUUGCCAAAUGAAAAUCAAACAAACAUACCACUUAGUGAGCUGAACAAGUCUCUACUCUACAAUGCUCCUAUUGAUCCAACAGAGUGGGUUGGCCUGAGGAAGUCUUCUCCUUUGCUUGUCUAUUUGAGGAAUAAUCUUCUGAUGCUGGCUAUUCUGGCCUUUGAAGUUACAAUUUACCGUCAUCAAGAAUACUAUCGAGGUCGAAACAACCUUACAGCCCCGGUGUCCAAAACUAUCUUUCAUGACAUUACAAGACUACAUCUAGAUGAUGGACUUGUUAAUUGUGCCAAAUAUUUCAUAAAUUACUUCUUCUACAAGUUUGGGUUAGAGACCUGUUUCCUAAUGUCAGUGAAUGUAAUCGGACAACGAAUGGAUUUCUAUGCCAUGAUUCAUGCCUGCUGGCUGAUCGCCGUCUUGUAUCGACGCCGAAGAAAAGCCAUUGCGGAGGUCUGGCCCAAAUACUGCUGCUUCCUGGCCUGCAUCAUCACCUUCCAAUAUUUCAUCUGCAUUGGCAUCCCCCCUGCUCCUUGCCGAGAUUACCCGUGGAGAUUCAAGGGUGCCAACUUCAAUGACAACAUCAUCAAGUGGCUGUACUUUCCGGAUUUCAUUGUGCGGCCCAACCCUGUAUUUCUUGCCUAUGACUUCAUGCUGCUGCUGUGUGCCUCCUUGCAACGGCAGAUUUUUGAGGAUGAAAAUAAAGCCGCGGUGCGAAUCAUGGCUGGGGACAACGUCGAGAUUUGUAUGAACCUUGAUGCAGCCUCAUUCAGUCAACAUAACCCUGUACCUGAUUUCAUUCACUGCAGAUCUUACUUAGACAUGUCCAAAGUGAUUAUCUUCAGCUACCUCUUCUGGUUCGUCCUUACCAUUAUCUUCAUUACUGGAACAACCAGGAUCAGCAUAUUUUGCAUGGGUUACUUGGUGGCCUGCUUCUACUUCCUGCUUUUUGGGGGCGAUUUACUACUAAAACCCAUCAAGAGCAUUCUGCGCUACUGGGACUGGCUGAUUGCAUACAACGUUUUUGUGAUUACAAUGAAAAACAUACUGUCAAUAGGAGCAUGUGGAUACAUUGGAACAUUGGUUCAAAAUAGUUGCUGGUUGAUCCAGGCUUUCAGUUUGGCCUGCACAGUCAAAGGCUAUAAAAUGCCUGAUGAUAAUUCACCCUGCAAACUGCCCAGUGGUGAAGCAGGAAUUAUUUGGGAUAGCAUAUGUUUUGCCUUCCUCCUGCUGCAAAGAAGAGUUUUCAUGAGUUAUUAUUUCCUACAUGUUGUGGCUGACAUAAAAGCUUCACAGAUCCUGGCUUCAAGAGGAGCUGAACUAUUCCAGGCCACAAUUGUAAAAGCUGUGAAGGCAAGGAUUGAGGAAGAAAAAAAGUCCAUGGACCAACUGAAGAGACAGAUGGAUCGCAUCAAGGCCAGGCAGCAGAAAUACAAAAAGGGUAAGGAGAGGAUGCUGAGCUUGACUCAGGAGUCAGGGGAAGGCCAGGACAUCCAAAAGCUCUCUGAAGAGGAUGAUGAAAGAGAAGCAGAAAAACAGAAAGCCAAGGGCAAAAAAAAGCAGUGGUGGCGGCCUUGGGUUGAUCAUGCUUCCAUGGUCAGGAGUGGAGAUUAUUAUUUGUUUGAAACGGACAGCGAAGAGGAGGAAGAAGAAGAAUUAAAGAAGGAAGAUGAAGAACCUCCCCGAAAGUCAGCCUUCCAGUUUGUUUAUCAAGCCUGGAUUACUGAUCCUAAAACAGCACUCCGACAGAGACGCAAAGAGAAAAAGCGGUCUGCAAGAGAAGAACAGAAGCGAAGGCGAAAAGGAUCUGGGGAAGGUCCUGUGGAAUGGGAAGGCCGAGAGGAUGAACCAAUCAAAAAGAAAUCUGAUGGACCAGAUAAUAUUAUCAAGAGGAUAUUUAAUAUUCUGAAGUUCACCUGGGUCCUGUUUCUGGCAACAGUGGAUAGUUUCACCACUUGGCUCAACUCCAUUUCAAGGGAGCAUAUCGAUAUAUCUACAGUCCUGAGAAUUGAAAGGUGCAUGCUGACCAGAGAAAUUAAGAAGGGAAAUGUUCCGACCCGGGAGAGCAUCCACAUGUACUAUCAGAACCACAUUAUGAACCUGUCCAGGGAGUCAGGGCUGGACACAAUUGACGAGCGACCUGAGACUGCUUCAGGUGCACAGACUGCCCACAGGAUGGACAGCUUAGACUCCCAUGACAGUAUCUCCAGCUGCUACACUGAAGCAACCAUGCUGUUCUCAAGGCAGUCUACCCUUGAUGAUUUAGAUGGACCAGAAACUGUUCCUAAAACAAGCGAGCGUGCUCGGCCUAGGCUCCGUAAAAUGUUCAGCAUGGAUGUGUCCUCCUCAUCAGCUGACAGUAGCAGUUUAGCAUCAAGUGAGCCCACACAGUGUACCAUGCUGUACUCACGCCAGGGGACCACUGAGACCAUCGAGGAAGUAGAGGCUGAGCAGGAAGAGGAAGUGGUGGACGCUGAGCCCGAGCUCGAACUUGCGGAGGCCAAGGAGGAGUAUGAGACCGAGUAUGAAGUGGGGGUGGAGGAGGCUGGCCUCACUCCUGAGGAUGAGCUGCCCCAGUACUCCACCAUGGAUGGGGACGUGGAGGCACCACCCUCCUACAGCAAGGCCGUCAGCUUUGAGCACCUUUCCUUUGGCUCUCAGGAUGACUCUGGAGCCAAGAACCACAUGGUGGUCAGUCCAGAUGACAGCCGCACCGACAAGUUGGAGUCGAGCAUCUUACCUCCCUUGACUCAUGAACUGACAGCCAGUGAGCUGCUGCUGAACAAGAUGUUUCAUGAUGAUGAGCUAGAAGAGUCAGAGAAGUUCUAUGUGGGCCAGCCACGGUUCUUGCUGUUGUUCUAUGCCAUGUAUAACACGCUGGUGGCCCGCUCGGAAAUGGUGUGCUAUUUUGUGAUCAUCCUCAACCACAUGGUUUCUGCCUCCAUGAUCACCCUCCUGCUCCCUAUUCUCAUCUUCCUCUGGGCCAUGCUGUCUGUCCCCAGGCCCAGCCGAAGGUUCUGGAUGAUGGCCAUUGUCUACACUGAGGUGGCAAUUGUAGUCAAGUAUUUCUUCCAAUUUGGCUUUUUUCCUUGGAAUAAGAAUGUGGAAUUGACCAAAGAUAAACCUUACCACCCUCCAAAUAUCAUAGGAGUGGAAAAGAAGGAAGGUUAUGUGCUUUAUGACCUCAUCCAGCUCCUGGCUCUGUUCUUCCACCGAUCAAUUUUGAAGUGUCAUGGCUUAUGGGAUGAAGAUGACAUUAUUGAAAGUAGCACAGACAAGGAUGAGUCUGAUGAUGAACUCUCCCUCGGUCAUGGCAGAAGAGACUCCUCUGACUCCCUGAAGUCCAUCAACCUGGCUGCCUCAGUGGAGUCCGUGCACGUGACCUUUCCCGAGCAGCAAAUGGCUGUCAGGAGGAAACGUUCCACCAGCAGCUCCCAAAUAUCUCCGAGAUCCAGCUUCUCCUCAAAUAGAUCCAAAAGAGGCAGCACAAGCACCCGAAACAGCAGUCUUAAAGGAAGCAGUGUUUUGAGCAUUAAACAAAAAAGCAAAAGGGAACUUUAUAUGGAAAAGCUUCAAGAACAUUUAAUCAAAGCAAAAGCAUUUACCAUAAAGAAGACUCUGCAAAUAUAUGUGCCCAUCAGACAGUUCUUCUACAACCUCAUCCACCCAGACUAUAGCGCUGUGACUGAUGUGUACGUGCUCAUGUUCCUGGCAGACACUGUGGACUUCAUCAUCAUUGUCUUUGGCUUCUGGGCCUUUGGGAAACACUCGGCUGCUGCAGACAUCACCUCUUCGCUCUCGGAGGACCAAGUCCCUGGGCCGUUUUUGGUGAUGGUCCUCAUUCAGUUUGGGACCAUGGUGGUGGACCGAGCGCUCUACCUACGGAAGACUGUAUUGGGAAAGGUCAUUUUCCAGGUCAUCCUUGUGUUUGGAAUUCACUUCUGGAUGUUCUUCAUCCUGCCUGGUGUGACUGAGAGGAAAUUCAGCCAGAACCUGGUAGCUCAGCUCUGGUACUUUGUGAAGUGCGUCUACUUUGGGUUGUCGGCCUACCAAAUCCGCUGUGGCUACCCAACACGAGUCCUGGGAAACUUCCUCACAAAGAGCUACAACUAUGUCAACCUCUUCCUGUUUCAAGGGUUCCGCCUGGUUCCAUUCCUGACAGAGCUGCGAGCGGUGAUGGACUGGGUGUGGACAGACACAACCCUGAGCCUGUCUAGCUGGAUCUGCGUGGAAGACAUCUAUGCUCACAUAUUCAUCCUGAAGUGUUGGCGGGAGUCAGAAAAGAGAUACCCCCAGCCUCGGGGCCAGAAGAAAAAGAAAGUGGUGAAGUAUGGCAUGGGGGGCAUGAUCAUCGUGCUGCUCAUUUGUAUCGUCUGGUUUCCUCUUCUCUUCAUGUCUUUGAUCAAAUCCGUCGCAGGAGUCAUCAACCAGCCUUUGGAUGUCUCCGUCACAAUUACCCUGGGAGGGUAUCAGCCUAUUUUCACGAUGAGCGCCCAACAGAGCCAAUUAAAAGUUAUGGACCAAACAAAGUUUAACAAAUUUCUAAAAGGUUUUUCUAAGGACACCGGUGCUAUGCAAUUUUUGGAAAAUUAUGAAAAAGAAGACAUAACAGUAGCAGAACUGGAAGGAAACUCAAAUUCUUUGUGGACCAUCAGCCCUCCCAGUAAGCAGAAAAUGAUACACGAACUCACGGACCCCAAUAGUAGCUUCUCUGUUGUUUUUUCAUGGAGUAUUCAGAGAAACAUGAGUCUGGGUGCAAAAGCAGAAAUAGCAACAGAUAAGCUUUCUUUUCCUCUUCAAAAUAUUACACGAGAAAAUAUAGCCAAAAUGAUAGCUGGCAAUGACACAGAAAGUUCAAAAACUCCAGUGACAAUAGAAAAGAUCUACCCAUAUUAUGUGAAAGCACCCAGUGAUUCCAACUCAAAACCCAUAAAGCAACUUUUAUCUGAAAAUAAUUUCAUGAAUAUCACCAUCAUUUUGUCCAGAGACAAUACAAGUAAAUCAAACAGUGAGUGGUGGGUUCUCAACCUGACUGGAAAUAGAAUAUACAACCAGGACUCUCAGGCCUUGGAGCUGGUGGUCUUCAAUGACAAAGUCAGCCCCCCCAGUCUGGGGUUCCUGGCUGGCUAUGGUAUCAUGGGAUUAUAUGCUUCAGUUGUCCUGGUGAUUGGGAAAUUCGUUCGUGAAUUCUUCAGUGGGAUUUCUCACUCCAUCAUGUUUGAAGAGCUUCCAAACGUGGAUCGAAUUUUGAAGUUGUGCACAGAUAUUUUUUUAGUUCGAGAGACAGGAGAAUUGGAACUAGAAGAAGAUCUCUAUGCCAAAUUAAUAUUCCUGUACCGUUCACCAGAAACAAUGAUCAAAUGGACUAGAGAAAAAACAAAUUGAUACCUUAGGAACACAGACUGCAAAUAAAGUUACCAUUUGAAUUUUUUUAAAAAAAGCACAAUAUUCUCCUAAGAGCUAAGCAUUUCUAGUUCGAUGGAAAUGAUUUCUCUUCUGACAGGUGGCCCAAAGGAGCUACUUCCUUCUGCAGGAGAAGCUACUUUGCAAGGUAAGGCACUGUUGAAGAAGUUAUUUGUAAUUCCAUUUCUCCGACAUUAGGGCUACUUGCUUUAUGUUUUAGUCAACAGUGUCUUGCAUUCUGAUUGACUAUGUGAAGGAAUCACUUAUGAGCCCAUUCCCUCAGAGAAACAGAAGAGAAGAAGGAAAGACACCCCAUGUUUUUCUCUGGCGGGACCUUUCCUGGGGAGAUGCUAUAAUGCACUAUACAGCUCUCUAUCACCGCUGGGGAAGCUGCAGUGAUGAGACUAGCUGAGUCUUCAGCACAUCGAAUUAUGCAACAGCAAUAGGAGGCUGGAAACUCCUAAACGUGUUUCUAGGGAGAACAGAGAGAAGGAACCAAUGCUCCGUGAAGAUGCCAGUGGGAGGAUAAGCCUCAUUCUAAGCAAAAAGUAACAUUAGUAAUACUCUUACUGCCUUAUCUUAACUGAAGAUUAAUAAGAAAUCUUUCCAUUUAACACCAGUGACUUCUCAGGAAAAAAAUUUAAAAAGCAGCAAAACAAAUAGGUGGGCACCUGCUUGGUGGAAGUUCAACAGUGACUCUCUUCAAUGAUGGCGACCACUCUGCUUUAGAGUUAGCGCUCCUCACAGAAAGCAAAGAAGAGACAGAAAGGUAAAAGCCAACCUAGUUGGAUAUGGAACACUUUGACUUUGUAGCUCUUUAAUAACUGAGGUCAUGACCGUCUUCUUCCUCUCCCCAUUCCCCAACAGGCUUUCUCCCAUUUCGAUGAUUUCAGGCAAUGGUUUUUCCAGUAUGUGACAUUUUCCUUCCUGUUUUUCAGGUAUAUCAGAGUUUACAUAUUCCAAUUCACAUUUUUACAUCUGAGACGGGUUUUUUAAGUUCAUAAUUAUGAAAGAAAUAUGUAUAUUGAGCUUGGGGAAAUAAAAAUGGCCUUUUCUUAAAUUAUUAUUAUUGGUAAUACAACCUCUUCAUGACAUAACAAUGUAGCAUGAAAAAUUUAUGAGUGAAAUGUAGUUUUCAUUCCAUAUUAAAAUACAGUUUCCGAGAAGAAUCACUGAAUGGGCUAGAAUAUGUCAAAAAAAAAAAUGAUCCUGUGUAGUUUGGAUUCAGGGCUGACUUGAAAUAAAGCACAUCUU
This is a messenger RNA of Tupaia belangeri chinensis (Chinese tree shrew), 9763 nucleotides long. It is a transcript of the gene PIEZO2, whose product is annotated as piezo type mechanosensitive ion channel component 2. The coding region runs from base 62 to 8491 and encodes 2809 amino acids. Lineage: Eukaryota; Metazoa; Chordata; Mammalia; Scandentia; Tupaiidae. The transcript has 53 exons. The record is from RefSeq and is a predicted model, not a curated record. Gene Ontology annotation, molecular function: mechanosensitive monoatomic ion channel activity. Gene Ontology annotation, cellular component: membrane.